AUCGCGAUGUCAGUGCCCUGUCUAUUGUCUCACCGUCAAGAUGUGGAGAACUCUAUCCGCGAUCGUCUUUCUCGUGGCGAUCGUUAAUCCGCUGGCGGAGACGAGACGCCUCCGCCUGCGCAGUUCUGACCAACUUCAACUGGAUGAAUACCUCGAUUACAACGGGGUGAUGCAGUAUCUGGAUCACCUGGCACGAGCAUACCCCGAUCGGAUUACACUAAAGAACGUGGGUCGAACGUACGAAAAUCGUUCCCUUAAACUCGCCAUGGUAACAAACGGAGAUGGGCGUCUGGGAAAGAGGGUGAUAUUCAUGGAUGCCGCUCUGCACGCCCGCGAAUGGAUGACCCCCGUGGCCGCCCUCUAUACCAUCUAUAAGUUGGUGGUGGAGUUCGAGGAAAAUGCCGAUCUUCUCGCCGAUUUCGAUUGGCACAUUAUGCCACUGGCGAAUCCGGAUGGUUACGAGUACUCUCGCAAAACGAAUACUAGGUGGAUGAAAACGAGGACACCGAAUGGCGGCAACUGCAACGGCACCGAUCUCGACAGGAAUUUUGAAGUGGGCUUUGGACUCGGUUUUCCGGAUUUAAGAGGUCCUUGCGAUCACAAUUUUGCGGGCAGGGCACCAUUCUCAGAGGUGGAGUCACGUACAGUGCGCGACAUAAUGCACAGUCUGAUGAAAAGUGAGCGAGGCGUUAUGUAUCUUUCCCUGCACUCGCCAAUCCGGAGGGUUAUCUAUCCUUGGGUCUAUGACAGUACACCGGUGCCAAAUCAUGGGGAACACAUUGAAAUUGCCAAGUUCGUGGCCGAUCAAAUAUUUCAAAGUACUGGCACGGUUAUAAAGACUUUGCAGGGUGUUCAAUAUGGAGAAUUCGGCGGUAGUAGCAUCGAUUACGCCUUUUACGUUGGAUUUCCCUUAUCCUUUGCCUUCGAGAUGUCGGGAAUGGACCAUAAUCACGUGGAUUACAAGUUUUUUCCACCAACCUGGGAGAUUCGCCGCCUAGCUGAUGAAUCGUGGACAGGUAUUCGAGCCUUUGGCAAGAAGGCCAUUGAAAAAUAUCCGCCCUCCAGGGCAAUACAUCAGUCCGAGGACAGACUUAGCAAUCCCUCACGUGGUGAGGGAUACGCUGCUUUUUAACCAUUUCACCA
Molecule: messenger RNA, 1143 nt
Organism: Drosophila rhopaloa
Lineage: Eukaryota; Metazoa; Arthropoda; Insecta; Diptera; Drosophilidae
Product: carboxypeptidase B-like
Exons: 2
Coding region: 41-1132 (363 amino acids)
Biological process (GO): proteolysis
Molecular function (GO): metallocarboxypeptidase activity; zinc ion binding
Source: RefSeq, a predicted model, not a curated record